UCUAUGACAGCAUGUUAGUUGGACUAAUGCUUGAGUGGAUUUUAUUCAUUGGAGUCCUGUGAUAAAAACAGUCAGCUGUGGAGCUAACGUACUGUUGUGUUGUGUACAGGGACUCUACAGUUCUCUAACAGUGUGUGGCAUGUUGUAGUUGUGGUGGAAUGAGGUUUGUGUGCUGUCUCACAGGUGGGACAGUGUACCUUAACAGGAGAAUUUUGAGUCAUGUAGACAGGUAGUACAGCAAUUGUCCAAAGGGCAGAAGAAUAUGCUUAUUGACCAAUGGGAGAGCUACAUGCAGCCAAUGGGGGGGUUGAGUCCCCUCAGCUUCCCAGCCUCCCUGACAUCCAUAGUGAGAAGUGAUGCAGCGCGACUGAGACGCGCAGUAGAGGUGGAACAACGGGCAACGCGAUCUGCGGUGAACGGAUACACCUGGCACCGACGUGUGUCUUCACAACCCCGGGAACGUUUCCUCCUAGAAUUAACUUUAUUAUCAGGUGCUGCCCGCUGCCCUGUGUGAGUCUGAGGAGCCUUUCCUGCUUCAGCAGAUAACAGCAUGAGGAUACUCUGACCGCUGGACACAGACUGCUAACGGGAGAGAAGACAGAAGGCUGGGGUGGUGUAGCCAUGAACAGAAGGAAAGUGUGCGUACUGAUGGUGCUGUGGGCCAUGGCCCACCUCAGCUCUCCAGGGUGCGGGCUCAGGACUCUGCGAAGGACUACAGGGGGGCGAAGGGGAUCCGCAGUACUGACGGCACAGGACGCCCAUGGAGCGUCACUCAGGCGCUCCAAACGAGGCUGGAUGUGGAACCAGUUCUUUCUGUUGGAGGAGUACACCGGGACAGACCUGCAGUACGUUGGAAAGCUUCACUCAGAUUCUGACCGAGGAGAUGGAAGCGUGAAGUACGUCCUCACAGGCGAAGGAGCGGGGACCCUCUUCAAGAUAGACGAAAAGUCUGGGGACAUCCACGCCACUAAGAGGCUGGACAGAGAAGAGAAGGCCUACUAUAUCCUCCAUGCCAAAGCUGUCAACCGCUUCACCAACGAGGCUCUGGAAGGCGAGUCCGAAUUCAUCAUCAAGAUCCACGACAUCAAUGACAAUGAGCCGCGGUUCACCAAAGACCCAUACAUGGCCAUGGUCCCCGAGAUGUCUGACAUCGGCACCUCUGUAAUUCAGGUGACUGCCACAGAUGCAGAUGACGCCACGUAUGGAAACAGCGCCAGGGUGGUGUACAGCAUCCUGGAGGGCCAGCCGUACUUCUCCAUAGACCCAGAAACCGGCCUGGUCAAGACAGCCCUACCUGGCAUGGACAGAGAAGUCAAACAACACUAUCAGGUCAUCAUCCAGGCUAAAGACAUGGCCGGACAGAUGGGCGGCCUCUCGGGAACCACGACGGUCAGCAUCACCCUCUCCGACGUGAACGACAACCCGCCACGCUUCACCAAGACUCUCUACGAGUUCAGAGUGCCCGAGUCCACCGAGCUCGGGUCUGAGCUUGGAGUGAUCCGGGCCAUCGAUGCUGACAUAGGCGAGAACGCAGAGAUGGACUACAGGAUCAUCGGGAGCGAUGGGCCUGGGAUGUUUGACAUCACCACGAAUGGGAGCACACAGGAGGGCAUCGUGGUGCUGAGGAAGCCGCUAGACUAUGAGAAGAAGCGUCAGUACAGUCUCCGUGUUCAGGUGGAAAACGUCCACAUCAACCCUCACUUCUUCUCCAUGGGGCCCUUCAGGGACGAGGCCACCAUCAAGAUCGUCGUGGAAGAUGUGGAUGAGCCGCCGGUGUUUGAGCGCGCCAGCUAUGUGAUGGAAGUCAAAGAAGACGCAGCCAGGAACACCAUCAUCGGCUCCGUCAGCGCAUCGGACCCCGACGACAAAAGCAGUCUCAUCAGGUAUUCUGUUGAUCGGCGCACGGACAUGGACAGAGUGUUCAACGUCCAUGCAGGCAACGGGUCAGUGUUCAUCCUGAGGGGGCUGGACAGAGAAGAGUACGCCUGGCACAACAUUUCCAUCAUCGCCACGGAGCUGAACAACCUGCAACAGAACAGCCGUGUGCCUGUUUACAUCAGAGUGCUGGAUGUCAAUGACAACGCUCCAACAUUUGCCACCAAUUAUGAGACGUUUGUCUGUGAGAAUGCUAAGGCUAAUCAGAGGAUACAAACCGUGAGCGCCACAGAUCCCGAUGAGCCCCUCGGAGGACAUCGGUUCUUCUUCAGUCUUGCGCAGGAUGCUGCUGGGAAGGCCAACUUUUCUGUUCGAGAUAAUAAAGACAACACAGCCUGGAUCCUGACACGGAGGAACAGCUACAACAGUAUACAGAAGAGCAUCUACCACGUGCCUGUGGUCAUUUCUGAUGGAGAGUUCCCUAUGCAAAGCAGCACCAACACGCUGACCAUCAGAGUGUGCACCUGUGAUCGUGAGGGCAACAUGAAGCUGUGCAACACCGAGGCACUCACGGCGAGGGCGGGACUCAGCACGGGAGCUCUGGUGGCCAUCCUGCUUUGUGUCAUCAUUCUACUCGUGAUCGUGGUGCUGUUUGCUGCCCUGAGGAGGCAGAGGAAAAAGGAGCCUUUGAUCAUCUCCAAAGAGGAUGUCAGAGACAAUGUUGUCAGCUACAACGAUGAAGGGGGUGGAGAAGAGGAUACUCAGGCCUUUGAUAUUGGCACUCUGCGCAACCCGGAGGCCAUCGAGGAGAGCAAGCAGCGGAGGGACAUUGUCCCAGAGACCUUCUACCCUCCAGUCCGACGGCCUGUGGUGCCACCAACCAGGGACAAUAAUGGAGAUGUGAGAGACUUCAUCAGCCAGAGGCUCCAGGACAACGAUUGUGACCCAACAGCACCGCCUUACGACUCCCUGGCCACCUACGCCUACGAAGGAAACGGUUCCGUAGCAGAGUCCCUUAGUUCACUUGAGUCGGUGACGACAGAAGGUGACCAAGACUACAACUACCUGAGUGAGUGGGGACCCCGAUUUAAGAAACUGGCAGACAUGUAUGGGGGCGAUGACAGCGACAGGGAUUCCUAAUGAGAGUCUGGCACACAGACUAGGAGACAAAUGUAAAAGUGAAACAGGUUUAAAACUUUUGGGCAAUUCUGGUGCAUGUGUGGUGUGAAAAAUGGCAAAACAACCAAGACAGGAGCACUGUUUUUCCAAGUGCUCUAUCACUGCCAUUGAUCACCAUUCAAGCAGUACCUCCAGUGACCAGACGUAGGCUUUUUGUGUCCAGUCAGUGUUAGUUGCGUUUUCUGCAAGGGCACAGUCAAAAGAGUGAGCGUCAAGACUUUUUGUCUCUAUAUGGGUGUACAAGAGGCCCAAAUAUAUCUACAUGGAUAUUUUGUUUGUUUUUUCAAAGCUGCCUGUGAUGAAAACAUCCAACAAGCAGUUUUGUAAACUGACAGAUAUGCCUACGUAUUUUUCAGUGUUUCUGGGAUAAAAACAUGCUGCAUAUUGUGAGUUUAUCUUAGCUUGUGUAUGUAUGGUAAUAUAAUACAAUACGCUGUACAGUUGUUUUGUUUUUCUAUGGAUUUCUAUUGUCCAAAUCAUACCCCUUUUAGCGAUAGCUGCCCCACAUUAGCCACUUAUCCAUGGUUGUGCUUGAGCCGUAAGUGCCAAAACGUUUUGGCAUCAUCUCAAAUGAAAAAAUAAGAAAUCUUCAUAUACAUUGGAUGGGAGAGGUAUAAAAAUUUGUUAGCUGUGGCACAUUGCCGUUGUAAAAAGUGGGUAAUGUUGUUUAAAGCUUACAUGAAGCUGGAGUAGAGGACUAUGGUAUUUACAGCCACAAAUACCUGCAAACACGCUAUUUUUUUUUUUUUUUUUUUUUUACACAGUGUCUGUGUUUCAUCUCCACACAGCUCUGACCAUUCACUGCGAGGUGAGCUGAGAUACCAAAUAUUUCUUUGAGCUGAAUGUCAUCAAAAUCAUUUUUUGCAUCCCAGUUGUUGGUUGAAAAAUUACAUACAUAGAAUAGUGUUAUUGGCAAUGCUACACUGAUAAAAAUUCUUAUGUGCACCUUGCUCGGUUAAGCAGAAAUACCGAUCUUUCUGCUCAUCUUGAUUAUAGAAAGCAAGUGUUUCAUUCUGUAUUCUUCUCACAAGGAAAAUGGUCUUUUAAAUGGGCAUUUAAAAGGCCAACUUCCAAGUUACCUGGCUGGACCUGUUCGGCAACAACAUCUUGAGGCUGCCUGUGUAGUCCAUCUUGUUGGUGAGAUAAACGCAAAAGAAGAAAAGGCUGAUGCUAGAAUUGAAGGAGUCCAGCAUCCAUCUUGCCCGAGGUACAAUAUCAAGAGCUGGCUGGGAGAUUCAAACAUGGACGAGCAGGCCUUGGAUGGGGCAAAGCAGAUAUGAGCAGCUUCCGUUGGAGAAUGCAACAACAUGGUGGUCAAAAGUAAUCACAGGGAAAGAAAGACCCCUGGGUAGAGGUGUGGCAGAUGAAAGCAGACUUGGACAGUUAGCUGCGCUUUCCUUCUGAGAUUAACAACAACUCCCUAAGGCAGUUGACUAAUAGAGCUAAUAGAGCUGAUGAGAUGAAAGCCUAGAGGCGGCGUAUGAGAAGAAGAGCGCACGCUGCACUUACUUGGUGAAUGAACGCAGAAGAAUGGCUGGAAGGUCAUGGUCUAUGCGGUGGAGGUCAGAAGUUGUGGUUACAUAAGUUUCCUCAGAGAUGUGGGAAUGCAAGGAACUAUGCUCAAGAAAACUCUGCAAGAGCCAUCUGAGGAGGCUGAAAAAGGAAUUAUCUGGCUCUGGUUAAGAAGAAAGGACUUGCAUUGGGGGACAGAAAUCAGCUAAAAUGGUUUAACAAAGAUCCAAGGACCAGCUGCAGGGGGUGGCAUGGAGAUGUCCCUGAUCAACACCCACAUCCCUGAUGUGUUAAAAGGUAUGUGAAGAGUGGCCUGUCUGUGUCCAUGAAAGCAGGAACAACACCUACCUGUACUGUAACAAAUGUUCCACAGGAACUGUUACAGCAGCAUUAGAGCUUCUUAGUAAGAUAGAAAGUACAGUCCACUCAAGCGCUCUGUCCCACACAGUUGAAUGUAUAACAAUUUAACUCUGCAGUUAAGUAAAAGAAAUGUGCCAAAAAAGAAAAGAACACCUGUAUUUUCCUUUAAAAGGCCUCUUUUUGUACUCUGGUCCCUGCCCUUCAUUACGUUUCCAGUGAGUAGUGCUGACCAUGAAGCCAGACCCAAGUGUUCAGGCUUUAAAGGAUUUCCUAUGGGAUGAAAAGCCUCUUUCAUAAAAAUGCUUAUCAAGCGGAAUCUGACCUUUCAGCGGUGUGGAA
This is a messenger RNA of Monopterus albus (swamp eel), 5265 nucleotides long. RefSeq names its product cadherin-10-like. Bases 622 to 3015 code for a protein of 797 amino acids. The record is from RefSeq and is a predicted model, not a curated record. Gene Ontology annotation, biological process: cell migration; synaptic membrane adhesion; homophilic cell-cell adhesion. Gene Ontology annotation, cellular component: catenin complex; adherens junction; plasma membrane. NCBI's taxonomy places the organism in Eukaryota, Metazoa, Chordata, Actinopteri, Synbranchiformes, Synbranchidae. The transcript is spliced from 13 exons. Gene Ontology annotation, molecular function: cadherin binding; beta-catenin binding; calcium ion binding.